CUACUCUAAUCCUCUACAAUGGACUGCCACCUUUGGUGUUUCUACAAUACGUCCUAUCUUAAGAGUGAGAGUAAGGACUAUUGUAUCCCAUAACAAUUACAGACCUACAACUCGUGAUAAUGAUAUUGCAGUUGUACAACUUGAAAGACCUAUCACCUUUAACAGAAAUAUCCAUAGGGUGUGUCUCCCGGCUGCGACCCAAAGUAUCAUACCUGGUUCUGUUGCAUACGUCACAGGAUGGGGGUCACUCACGUAUGGAGGCAACACAGUCACCGAUCUACGGCAAGGACAGGUCAGAAUAAUAAGUACCGAUGAGUGCAAUGAACCAGCUGGUUAUAGUGGAAGCGUCUUGCCUGGAAUGCUCUGUGCUGGAGUGCCUUCAGGUGCCGUGGAUGCAUGCCAAGGUGAUUCUGGUGGCCCACUAGUACAAGAAGACUCACGGAGGCUUUGGUUUGUUGUGGGGAUUGUGAGUUGGGGAUAUCAGUGCGGCCUGCCAAAUAAGCCAGGAGUGUAUACUCGAGUGACAACCUACCGCGACUGGAUUCGACAGCAAACUGGAGUGUAG
Messenger RNA from Cricetulus griseus (Chinese hamster), 565 nucleotides. The record is from RefSeq and is a predicted model, not a curated record. NCBI's taxonomy places the organism in Eukaryota, Metazoa, Chordata, Mammalia, Rodentia, Cricetidae.